UUGGAUUAAGACUAAUAGGUCUUCCAAGGUUUUUGGUCCAUUGUAAGACACUCCAGCUGUCGAGCUAAACAAUGGAUGAUUAUUGCUACUUUAAAGGGGUCAAUUAAGAGCCAUUCAAAUUAAAGAGAGAAACAUAUGUAAUCUCAUGAUCAUAAAAAUGGAGGCAUCUGCUCAAAGAUGUGAGAUUGAUGUUUAGGGCUGCAUAAAAAGCAUGCUGAUAAUGAAAUCCCAGAGAGUAGAAGUAAACGUUGCCAUUGAAAAUUGUGAUAAAAACAGAUGAGGAUUAAUACAUAUAAUUUAAAGUGAAUCUAUAUCAGAUACACACAGGUGAUUUGAAUUCUGGAAAUCUGCUUAACCACCUGACAGGUAAUUAGCAGACGACAACAAGGACACAUAAUGAUGUUGGAAAGUUGCCAGCGAAUGUCUUAAUUUGGUCUACUGUUAUGUUAGGAUUAUACACUAAACAAAGAAAGAUGAUUUUUGUUAUUAAGGUCUUCCAGCAAAUAUCGCAAGAUAGACUUGUUUGAUUCAAGCACAUGAAAACACGCAAUUGAAAAUAAAGCAGUGUCAAGCUUUUCUAGCAAAAAACCUAUGCUUAUUGUUCAUUAUUGGGUCAAUUUGUGAACAGUGAUUUUAUAGAACAGACUGUUGGAAGGAAAUGAAGCACAUUGGAGGUGAAUAUUAGCUAAUGUGUAAUAUAUAAAAAGUGACAAUGUCAAUGGAACAGAAAAAUGGACGAAUCAUUCGUCACUUGGCUCACCAGUUAUUAAAACCGGAAGAAUGUAAGAUUUUAAAGACAGCUCUAAAACAUUUCCGUUAUACUGGAUCUGUGCCAUUUUUAUGUACAUCUUUAAAACCACUGAUCCGAACACCAGAGCAUCUAUUAUUACUGGUAGAGUUAAGUUUCAUGCUCCCAACAUCACUCCAAGAUGAUUUCAACAAGCUCUGCAGCAUACAAUACGAUAACUAUGAAAGAGUCUUCAGUUCUUUUACACUGAACAAUAAAAACCACAACCCUGAAAUAAUUGCUCAGGAUUCCAGUGGACUUAUGACAAUUGUCGCUACGGGUCAUGACAAGAAAUUACUAAUACAUGAACCCAUUGAAUGCACUCCUUUAGAAGAUAUUAGAGUUGGGGAAAAACCUGUUGAGACUGAAAAUAAAUUUUCAGAUGUGAAUAUUGAGAAUCUACCUCCUCUACUAACUCUGCGUGAAGAUACCGAAUCAUCCUUAGAUGAAGCAGAAAAUGGGAAUAAGGACACACGGAAGCCUUCAGUAUUUGAUGUUUUAAAAUCUGCCGUCAAACGAUCAGACUCAAAAGCCGCACCAGAAAUCUCCAAGCCAAAAACAUGGAAUUUUCAGGAUACAAUAAGGUCUCAGUCCAGGGACGUUUCUCUCUUAGAUCUUGAAGCCUUGAGGAAAUCUUUGGAAUGUCUCCCUAGUAACAACAAGAAUCAGGCAUCCAUGGACAAAAAUGUGAAUCACAUUAAGAAUGCAAAACUAAAAAAUGUGAAAGAACAUAAUGUGAAACCAACAUCAAGUUCAAGAACAUCCACAUCAGAUGCCGUGGCACCUUCCGAGCUUUCAAUCCCAACUCCAAGGGAUGAGGAUGUUAAUACAAAAUCUGACAUUAAAAAGGUUGUGUUGUCAUGGCACCCUGGUGAAAGCUUGGGAUUUUCUAUUCGAGGUGGUCGUGAUCUUGGUACAGGAAUCUACAUCUCAAGCAUCGAUAGCGGAGGAUAUGCACAAAGAAAGGGCCUUAGAGUUGGAGACAGAAUCCUUCGUGUGAAUAAUGAAAGUUUCCGGUUUACAACGCAUGAAGAAGCUGUUGCUAAAAUUAGAGAUAGUUAUUCACUUACUCUCUAUGUGUCUUCAGCCUAUGCUCACAAGAUGCCAGGUAGAGUUGUUGUUGCCAAGGUGAUGAAAAACCAUCACAAUAACAACAACAAUAAUGAGAUACAAGAUUCAACAACAGCAACACUCCAAGAUAUUACAUCACAAACCCUCCCCACAGUAUCUACAACAAUUAUUGAUGACAACAUAUAUGACAUUGCUACCUCUAAUAAUGACCAUAUGCAUCAGAUCUCUAAUAUAAAAAUCAAGUCUGAGGUCAAAGGCCAUACUGAACAGGGGCUCACUGAAGGUCGAAGUCAAAGAUCGGAUAACAAGGAGGAAUUUCAGGAGCGGUCAGAGGUGGAAGAGAUUCAGAAUGAAGAGUCAAGAUUGAUUGUAAUUGAUGCAGAUGCUGAUGGAUACUUAGGAUGCAGUAUCAGAGGAGGAAUAGACUUUGGACUGGAUGUAAUCAUCUCCCACAUAGAUUACGAUUCCCCUGCAUGGAGGGCUGGUAUAAAGAAAAGAGACAUUAUUCUUGAGAUGAAUGAUAAAGAUGUCUGCACUAUGAAACACCUAGAUGUUGUAACCCUUGCAACUUCAGAGCCACAGUUGAAAUUACUUGUCAGAUCAGGUGUAAAGAAAGGCAAACCUGCUGUUAUAAAACGUCCACUCUCAAAGGACAUUGAGCCCAAGCCAGAUGUAACAGAGGGAACACUGGAAGCUUUAGUUCCUGAGAGAAGCUCCCCACCAUUGUCACCACCCAAGAUGAGGAGACUACAAUCUAUAGGGUCAGCUUCUGAAUCCACUGAACAUCCAAAUGAGACCUCUACUCCUCAGCUUUCUAAACGAAGGAAGGCGCCAGCUCCACCAAAUACAUCUCCUUGGCAACCACCAAUUGCCUCAUCCCCACCUACAGAACCAUCAGGAUGCUCCCCACCCACCCAAAAGACAAAAGUGAUGAAAGUUGGUGUAACCAAACAAGACCUGCUGAGGCACCCUCUCUUGAGUAAAAAAGAAAAUAACUCAGAAAAGGACACUUCUGGAACAUCAAGCAUUGAUAAUGAUACAGUAUUAGAGUCAGUUGACCAGGACACUCCAAGGAAAUUGUUAUCAGGCACAAUUCGCUUAAAUCUAAACAAUGACGUUAAAAGUAAUCUAAGCUCGAGUAAAAUCAGUUCUAGCAAACAACAUGUCCGUAAUUUGUUUGAUCAAAAAUUAUUGAUAGAAACGCCAAAUAUUAAAAAUACCAGGUCAAAAUCAUUGCCAAAUAAUUUUGAUACACCUGUAUCUCCUUGUACAGAUAUGGGUGAGAUAUACAUCGAUAAGAAAUGUGUGCCAUUGAAUAUUGAAAUCUCACCUUCUCAUCAUGCCAACAAACCUCCAGAGCCACUUAUUGAUGAACCUGAAAAACUUGAUAGACCCAAUAAUGCCAUUAAGUCAAUUCCAAAUGCUAAGAUGGUACUAGAUAGCAAAAUAGCACCACUGCUAUCCCCUUCUAUCAAACCCACUGUAAAUAAGACCAGGGCAAUGAAACCAUUUAUCCAAAGUAAUAAAAAUUAUGUCCGUAAAGCUCCAUUAAAAUCUAACACUAAGGCAGCUCUUCCAUUAGACACAAAAAUGGCAGGAUUUGUCUCAAAAAUGCCAAAAUCUGCAGAUAACACACCAUCUUGCACAGAAAAUGGUAUUGAAUUGAUCUCAGCUAAAGGAAUAGAUAGUGUGGCAUUGUCAAUUUAUAAUGGCUCUAAUGAGGAUGAGGAUUGGAAAAUAUAACAUGUACAAGCUUUUUUGUACAGUAUCUGUAUUAAAAUUGAGUGUGCCUUUUUUUGAGUGUACUGUAAUAAUAUUGUGUAUGGAAUGAUUUUUAUUACUUCAGUAUGAUUUAAAAUAUAUGUUACUGCAUGGUAUACUGAGUAAUCAAAUGUACAAUUUUUUGUGUAUGUUGUUGUUUUAGAUUAUUUAUUUUGUAGUUAAAACACUGGUGAUCCACUCGAUUACUCUGGAAGAGUUUCGGUAAC
Molecule: messenger RNA, 3846 nt
Organism: Owenia fusiformis
Lineage: Eukaryota; Metazoa; Annelida; Polychaeta; Sabellida; Oweniidae
Source: the annotation of a GenBank genome assembly